UGCUGGGAGGUUCGGGAACACAACAGCUCUGAGUGGUGCCACUUCAUCUGGAGCAACCCUGACUGCCGGUUGGACGGGGGAUUCCUCGACUACCUCAACGGGGUCUUCUGUGUCUUCCCCCCCCAGCUGCUGCCCCUCGCCGUCACCCUCUACGCUCUCUGGCUCCUGUACCUGUUCAUCAUCCUCAGCGUAACAGCGGAGAAGUUCUUCUGCCCAAACUUGUCAGCAAUCUCCACCAACCUGAAGCUGUCCCACAACGUGGCAAUCUUUUCCUUGACAUCUCUUCUCCAUGGUGUCACCUUCCUGGCCUUUGGCAAUGGGGCACCAGAUGUCUUCAGUGCUGUGGUGGCCUUCUCCGACCCCCGGACAGCAGGGCUGGCCAUUGGGGCCAUCUUUGGUGCCGGCGUGUUCGUGACCACAGUGGUGGCUGGGGGCAUCGCCCUGGUCAAGCCCUUCACAGCUGCCUCCAGGCCCUUCCUCAGAGAUGUCAUCUUCUACAUGGUGGCUGUCUUUGUAACCUUCAUGGUCCUCUACUUUGGCAGGAUCAGACUGGGAGAGGCUCUGGGUUACCUGGGGCUGUAUGUCUUCUACGUUUUCACCGUGGUGCUCUGCACCUGGAUUCACCGGCGGCAGCGGGGGGAUGGGCUGACCCCCUCCAGACCCUGGGAACCAGGUGAGGAGUACCGGCCCCUGCUCCCCUCCCGGGAGACCUCCCUGCGCAUCCUCACCACUGCCCUCAGCCCCUUGGACUAUCGCAAGUGGAGGAGGAAGCCUUGGUACUGGCGGCUCCUCAAGGCCUUCAAGAUGCCUGUGGAGCUAGUGCUGCUUCUCACUGUUCCCAUCGUGGACCCUGACAAGGACGACCUGAACUGGAAGAGACCUCUUAACUGCCUGCACAUCCUCACCAGCCCCCUGCUCUGCAUCCUCACCCUGAAGUCGGGUGCCUAUGGGCUGUACCAGAUCCAGGGCAUCUUCCCAGUCUGGGGACUGGUCACACUGUUUGGCUCUCUCCUGGCCAUCAUCAUCUUCAUCACCACAAGCAACGAGGAGCCACCCAAGUAUCACUGUGUAUUUGCCUUCCUUGGGUUUUUGGCCAGUGCCAUGUGGAUCAAUGCUGCGGCCACAGAGCUGGUGAACAUUCUGAGGACCCUUGGCAUCAUCUUCCAGCUGAGCAACACCGUGCUGGGCUUGACACUACUGGCCUGGGGCAACAGCAUCGGUGACACCUUCUCUGACCUCACCAUGGCACGGCAGGGCUAUCCCCGCAUGGCCUUCUCCGCCUGCUUCGGGGGCAUCAUCUUCAAUAUUCUGGUGGGUGUGGGACUUGGCUGCCUGCUGCAGAUGACCAGUGGCCAGCUGGUGGUGAAGCUGGAGCCUGACAGCGUCCUGGUCUGGGUCCUGGCUGGGGCCCUGGGGCUGAGCCUGGUCUUCUCCUUCGUGUCAGUGCCAGUGCAGUGCUUCCAGCUGGGCAAGGCCUAUGGCAUCUGCCUUAUCACCUACUACCUGGUCUUCCUCUGUGUGGCCCUGCUCACCGAGUUCAGGGUGAUCCAUCUCUCCACCCUGUGA
Acanthisitta chloris (rifleman) is the source of this 1566-nucleotide messenger RNA. It is a transcript of the gene SLC8B1, whose product is annotated as solute carrier family 8 (sodium/lithium/calcium exchanger), member B1. NCBI's taxonomy places the organism in Eukaryota, Metazoa, Chordata, Aves, Passeriformes, Acanthisittidae. The transcript has 13 exons. Gene Ontology annotation, molecular function: calcium:sodium antiporter activity. Gene Ontology annotation, biological process: intracellular calcium ion homeostasis; calcium export from the mitochondrion. The annotation marks the transcript as partial. Gene Ontology annotation, cellular component: membrane. The record is from RefSeq and is a predicted model, not a curated record.